This is a messenger RNA of Agrilus planipennis (emerald ash borer), 758 nucleotides long. RefSeq names its product protein cornichon. The transcript has 3 exons. Gene Ontology annotation, cellular component: endoplasmic reticulum membrane; COPII-coated ER to Golgi transport vesicle. Gene Ontology annotation, biological process: endoplasmic reticulum to Golgi vesicle-mediated transport. The record is from RefSeq and is a predicted model, not a curated record. Lineage: Eukaryota; Metazoa; Arthropoda; Insecta; Coleoptera; Buprestidae. The coding region runs from base 88 to 522 and encodes 144 amino acids.
UUGAAAGUAAAAAAAAAUAAUUUGUAAAUAUAACCUCACUUCAUACAAGAAAUCAGACAAAAAGGGCUUAUCAGUUCAAGCGGUGAUAUGGCAUUCAAUUUUCCAGCUCUUUCAUAUAUUAUUGCUUUAAUAAUCGAUGCGUUUUUGAUUUUCUUUUCACUUUUUCAUGUAAUAGCUUUCGACGAACUUAAAAAUGAUUAUAAGAAUCCAAUUGAUCAGUGUAAUGGGUUAAAUCCAUUAGUUUUGCCAGAAUACAUACUCCAUAUUUUAUUCAACGUAUUAUUUGCCUUUGCUGGAGAGUGGAUUUCUUUAUUGAUCAAUAUCCCUCUAAUUGCAUAUCAUAUCAAUCGGUACAGAACAAGACCAGUAAUGUCUCAACCUGGUUUGUAUGACCCUACCAGUAUAAUGAAUGCUGAUGUAUUAGAUCGGUGUAGAAAGGAAGGAUGGAUAAAGUUGGCAUUUUAUUUAUUAUCAUUCUUCUACUACCUUUAUGGCAUGAUAUACUGUCUGAUUUCUACGUGAUUUGGUUCAGCAAUGGGAUGAACAACGUUUCAGCAGAUAGAAAUGUAGUACAAGGGAUUUUGGUUCUUGUCAUUUAAGUCUCAUUUAAAUUAUCAAAUUCCUUUAAUUGAUCAACUUCCUUUUCUGUACUUUUUCUUCCAUAGUAUUUAUUCACAGUUUUACACACAUCUACUCAUUACAAAUACCUAUUCAAAUUUGUUUUUUUUUUUACUUAAAAUAAAUUAUAACAACAUUGA